CAAGCACCGCCCGCCCGCGCGCCGUGGCGGCGCUGUGGAAGGAAAACCCUAGAUGAACCACGCCGCCGGGAAGCAGCCAUAUUGCCCUUGUGCUAUAUUUUAACAUAUUAUAUAUAUAAACCCAACGCGCUCUCCUCUCCAUCAGACAGUACUACUACUGUUGGCACAUCUCGAAAUUCCAACAGCGGCACGUACACCACCAUGGCCGGCGGGAAGAGGAGUAAGCUGCUGCAGGGUGCUCCGCCGCCGCCGCCGCCGCCGCAAUGGUCUGACGUCCGUGGCCUGCUCCACAUGCGGUUGACGGACGCCGCCGCGGAGCUCAACGUCUCAAUCACCUACCUCAGGCGCCUCUGCCGCCAGAACGGCUUCGCUCAGUGGCCAGGAAAGAAGAUCCGGUACAUGAACAGUACAGGGAAGAAGGUGAUGCUGGAGGCAGAUGAUGCGCUGCUGGACGCCUCGCCGUCUGCUGGUCUCGCUGGUACUUCCGGGCUCCGGCAGGCCAUGAGCGCGGAAACCCGGAACGAGGAAGAGGACGACGAACCAGUUGCGAAUCAGGAACUCACCACUUUAAACUUGAUAGACAAGGUUGGAUCGUCCUCGUCCCCCAGCCGCAGCGACGGCCGCAGCUAGUUUGCCAGUGCUAGCUUGCUGUCAUCUGUGUGAUGCAAAAUGCAAUACAUGUAGCUGAUCACAGGCUUCAUCUAUAUCGGUCGACUAUGUAUUAUUACUGUGAUCCCAGUUCGAGCGAGAACAUCUAUUAUAUUGAAUGUGCUUUGUUGUUAACUCCAA
Molecule: messenger RNA, 789 nt
Organism: Zea mays
Lineage: Eukaryota; Viridiplantae; Streptophyta; Magnoliopsida; Poales; Poaceae
Product: protein RKD4
Exons: 2
Coding region: 202-630 (142 amino acids)
Molecular function (GO): DNA-binding transcription factor activity
Source: RefSeq, a predicted model, not a curated record